AUGCCUCCUGGACACCUCCCUGGACUGAUUGGAACAACGUGUUCUCAAACAGUAACCACAACAUCUGAGGACACAACUGUAUCAACACUCACAUCCCAAUCAAACAGCACAGAUUCACCACUCACCACAGCUUCAGAAUCAGCAUUCACAACUUUGUCAUCAGGUAACACAGAACCAACUGUAACAAAUCCACCAGCCAGCACAGUGCCAGAAACAGCGUUAACAACUCCCCCAGCCAGCACAGUGCCAGAAACAGCGUUAACAACUAUAUUACCUGCCAGCACAGAGCCAGAAACGGCAUUAACAACUCCCCCAGCCAGCACAGAGCCAGAGACAGCCAUCACAACUCCCCCAGCCAGCACAGAGCCAGAGACAGCCAUCACAACUCCCCCAGCCAGCACAGUGCAAGAAACAGCCAUAACAACUCCCUCAGCCAGCACAGUGCCAGAGACAGCGUUAACAACUCCCCGAGCCAUCACAGUGCAAGAAACAGCCAUAACAACUCCCCCAGCCAGCACAGAGUCAGAGACAGCCAUAACAACUCCCCGAGCCAGCACAGUGCAAGAAACAGCCAUAACAACUAUAUUACCUACCAGCACAGUGCCAGAGACAGCCAUAACAACUCCCCCAGCCAGCACAGUGCAAGAAACAACUGUAACAACUCCCCCAGCCAGCACAGUGCAAGAAACAACUGUAACAACUCCCUCAGCCAGCACAGAGUCAGAGACAACUGUAACAACUAUAUUACCAGCCAGCACAGUGCCAGAGACAGCCAUAACAACUCCCCCAGCCAGCACAGUGCAAGAAACAACUGUAACAACUCCCUCAGCCAGCACAGAGUCAGAGACAACUGUAACAACUAUAUUACCAGCCAGCACAGAGUCAGAGACAACUGUAACAACUAUAUUACCAGCCAGCACAGUGCCAGAAACACCUGUGACAACUUCCCCAGCCAGCAAAAUGCCAGAAACAGCCAUAACAACUCCUCCAACCAGCAGAGUGCCAGAACCAGCCAGCACAACUAUAAUACCAACAAACACAGUGCCAGAACCAGCCAUAGCAACUAAUUUACCAGCCAGCACGUCAGAAACUGUAACAACUUCUCCAACCAGAAGAGUGCCAGAACCAGCCAAUACAACUAUAAUGUCAACAAACACAGUUUCAGAAACAGCCGUAACAACUCCUCCAACCAGCAGAGUGACAGAACCAGCAAACUCAACUAUGUUACCUGCCAGCACAAUCCCAGAAACAGCUAACACAACUGUCUUACCAGCCAUCACAGUGCAACAACCAGCCAGCACAGUACCAGAACCAGCGAUUACAACUAUAUUACAAGCCAGCACAGUGCCAAACCCAAAGGACACAUCUGUAUUACCAUCCAGCACAGUGACAGAAUCAGCCAGAACAACAAUAUUAAUUGCCAGCAUGGUGCCAGAACCAGCCAGUACAACUGUAUUACCAGCCAGCACUGUGGCAAAACCAACGGACACAACUAUAUUACCAGCCAGCACCUUGCCAAAACCAAUGGACACAACAUUUGCGAUAGUCAGUACAGUGUCAAAACAAGCUGUAACAACUUCAGCAGACAACAUAGUAUCGCACCCAGCCAACAUAACUUCAUCUUCAGCUCCAUCAACUACUGCGAUUUUAGCACUGACUGACGCAACCUCAGUAUCAAUUAAUGCUACUGUGCCACCAUCUAAAACCACUGCAUCAGGCAUUCUAACUUCUUCACCUGAAAUAACAACUUCACCAAUAGAAGGCACCUCCCCACCACAUGGGACAGCAACCUCUCAAGCGCUAAUUUCCUCUUUACCUUCUACUGGCACACCCUCUGAAUCAGCAGCCUCGUCAUCACCAGGUGGACCUUCUGUGAAUUCACCUCCACAAAUGACCUCACCAGUGGUCAGCCCAGCAUCACCUAGAGAAGCCACAACUUUUUCAACUGAGAACUUGAGUUCACCACCAGUCAGCAUCAGCCCACCAUCAUCAGCUCCCCCAAGUCCUGAAUUAACAUCAGCCUCAUCAGUCAACCCAACCUCACCUACAGUGAUACACGUAUCCUCGCCUCCUUCCAAUUUGCCACCAGUCAGUAUAACGCCUCCAAAUCCACAAACCUCAGGCCCUGCAAGCUCUCCACCUGCUAUUCAAACAUCCAUAACACCAGCAACCGCACCUACAACAGCUACGACUCCAGCUCCAGCUCCACCUUCAACUCUAACUACAACUACAACCACAACUACAACUACAACCACGACUACAGCUACAACUACCACAACCACAACCAUAGCUCCUGAAAAACCAGAACCUAAAGUCAUUUUAAAAUUUAAGGUGGAGGAAACCUUUCAGCCAAAACUUGCAGACAAAACCUCUCCAGAGUUUAAGGCAUUAGAGACUAAAGUAACUACACAGCUCAACAAAGUCUAUAAAGAAGAGUACGGAGAUAAAUUUAAUCGAACGAUCAUCAAUGGAUUCAGUGCUGGAUCCAUUAAUAUCGAUGCUGUGCUGAUAUUCAAUAAUGUGACGACAUUACCAAAUGCCAGUUCUGUUGUUGACACUUUGGUGAAUGCUACCAUGAAUGGAAAUUUAAACCUUACUGUCAACACAAGUUCUAUUGUUGCUCAAGAGGUUAUACCAACUGAGACACCGACUACAACAGCGGUUUCCACACCAGCGAUUUCAACUUCGUUAACAGAAAAUACAACUCCACUUCCAGGGAUUGUGACCCCAACAGUCAUCCCGACCUCAAUCUCACCCACACCAGGUCUCCUCUUAACGACGAAUGCUACUUCACCACCAUUUAUCCAAACGGCAUCAGUCACUCCACCUUCAGUAACCACUGAAACAUUGCCAGUGGUCAACUCAACCUUACCACCACUACAAGGAGAAACCACACCAACACUAACUUCUUCACCAAAUACUACAACUUCACCAGCAUUCAAUAUGACAUCACCUACACUGAAUUCAAACUCUCCGCUAGUCAGUUUAUCUUCAUCUCCAAUCACUGCAUCUUCAUCUCCAAUAACAACUUCACCAGAAGUCAACUUGACAUCACAUACACUGAAUGCAACUUCUUCUCCAGUCAGUCCAUCUUCAUCUCCAGUCACUGCAUCUUCACCUCCAAUCACUACAACUUGCCCAGAAGUCAACUUGACAUCACAUACACUGAAUGCAACUUCUCCGUUAGUCAGUCCAUCUUCAUCUCCAAUCACUACAACUUCACCAGAAGUCAACUUGACAUCACUUACACUGAAUGCAACUUCUUCUCCAGUCAGUCCAUCUUCAUCUCCAAUCACUGCAUCUUCACCUCCAAUAACAACAUCUUCACCAGAAGUCAACUUGACAUCACAUACACUGAAUGCAACUUCUCCUCCAGUCAGUUCAUCUACACCGCCAAUCAGUGCAGCCUCGCAACUAGUCAGUUCAACUUUAGGACCAGUCAACACCACGUCCCCACUAGCACCUCCAAAUGUUUCAACUGCUGCUUCGUCUACAUCAGUGGCAUUGACCACAUUAACAGCAACAAAUGCAACCUCUCCACCAGUCAGUGGAACAUCACAGCUCCCAUUGUCCUCUACACAACCCACAGCUACUACAACUACGAUGACUACGACACCUACAUCUACAAUUACAACUACCACAACUACAACUACAGCUCCUGCAAAAUCAGAACCUCAAAUAUCGCUAAAAUUUAAGGUGGAGGAACCCUUUGAACCAAAACUUUCAAACAAAACCUCUCCAGAGUUUAAGGCAUUAGAAGCAAAAGUAACUACACAGCUCAACAAAAUCUAUGCACAAGAGUACGGGAAUAGAUUUAAUCGAACGAUCAUCAAUGGAUUCAGUGCUGGAUCCAUUAAUAUCGAUGCUGUGCUGAUAUUCAAUAAUGUGACGACAUUACCAAAUGCCAGUUCUGUAGUUGACACUUUGGUGAAUGCUACCAUGAAUGGAAAUUUAAACCUUACUGUCAACACAAGUUCUAUUGUUGCUCAAGAGGUUAUACCAACUGAGACACCGACUACAACAGCGGUUUCAACACCAGCGAUUUCAACUUCGUUAACAGCCAAUUCAUCCCCAUCAGUUGGUUUGGCCACAACUCCAGUUGCUAAUUCACCUACACAAAAUGCAACUUCACCUCCACUCAUUGCAUCAUCACCAGCAGUCAACGUGACACCAGCACCAAUAAAUGAAACUUCACCUCCAAUCAGUUCACCUUCACCUCCAGUCAGUUCAACUUCAGGACCUGUCAACAUCACAUCACCACCAGUCAAUAUAUUUUCCUCCCUACAAAAAGCAGUUACUUCAACUAUUGCUUCACCCUCAACGCCACCAGUUACCAUAACAACACCCACAACUACAACUACAUCACCACCAGAUGCAACCGUUGGGCUGCAGCUUACAUUUAACCAACCAUACGAUAACAACCUGUCUAACCCUUCCUCUGAUGCAUUUCAAGCACUGGCACAACAAUUGCAACAGUUGCUUGAUGGCAUCUACAGUCGAAGAUAUGGUAGAAGAUUUAGAAGAUCUCGUGUCAAGAGCUUCAGGCGAGGUUCAGUUGUGGCAAAUUCAGAUCUGAUAUUUGAAAAUGCCACCUCAGUGCCAGACAUUGGCGAUGUGCAGAAUACUAUACUGGAGGCGAGAAAUGCUUCCAACAAUACCCUUCUGCAAGAAUUGACAAGUGUUAAUGUAACUGCACCUUCAAAUGCAUCAACUGCUGCUCCUCCUACACCAGAGACUCCAACCACUUUACCAGCAACAAGUGCAACUUCACCAGCAGGCAACACAUCAUCACUAAAUGCAACUUCCCAACCAGUCAGUUCACCUUCACCUCCCGUCAGUGCUACUCCAACACCAGUCAAUAUCACUUCACCACCAUCAAACAUAUCAUCACAAUUCCCAUUGUCCACCAUACGACCAACAGCAUCAAAUGUGACUUCACCACUAAUAAAUUCAACUUCUCCACCAGUCAGUGCAACAGCAGUACCAGUCAACAUCACUUCAUUUAAUACAACAUCACAACUCACAUCACCCACCUCACAAUCAGCAGUUACUUCAACUAUUGCUUCACCCUCAACGCCACCAGUUACCAUAACAACACCCACAACUACAACUACAACUACAUCACCACCAGACGCAACCGUUGGGCUGCAGCUUACAUUUAACCAACCAUACGAUAACAACCUGUCUAACCCUUCCUCUGAUGCAUUUCAAGCACUGGCACAACAAUUGCAACAGUUGCUUGAUGGCAUCUUUAGUCGAAGAUAUGGUAGAAGAUUUAGAAGAUCUCGUGUCAAGAGCUUCAGGCGAGGUUCAGUUGUGGCAGAUUCAGAUCUGAUAUUUGAAAAUGCCACCUCAGUGCCAGACACUGUAGAUGUGGAGAAAACUAUACUGGAGGCGAGAAAUGCUUCCAACAAUACCCUUCUGCAAGAAUUGACAAGUGUUAAUGUAACUGCACCUUCAAAUGCAUCAACUGCUGCUCCUCCUACACCAGAGACUCCAACCACUUUACCAGCACCCACAACUACAACUACAUCACCACCAGAGGCAAUCGUUGGGCUGCAGCUUACAUUUGACCAACCAUAUGAUAACAACCUGUCCAACUCUUCCUCUGAUGCAUUUCAAGCACUGGCACAACAUUUGCAACAGUUGCUUGAUGGCAUCUUAAGUAGAAGAUAUGGUGGACGAUUUAGAAGAUCUCGUGUCAAGAGCUUCAGGCGAGGUUCAGUUGUGGCAGAUUCAGAUCUGAUAUUUGCAAAUGCCACCUCCGUGCCAAACACUGCAGAUGUGCUGAAAACUAUACUGGAGGCGAAAUUUGCUUCCAACGAUACCCUUCUGCAAAAUUUGACAAGUAUUAAUGUAACUGAACUUUCAAAUGCAUCAACUGCUGCUCCUCCUACAUCAGUGACUCCAACCACUUUACCAGCACCCACAACUACAACUACAUCACCACCAGAGGCAAUCGUUGGGCUGCAGCUUACAUUUGACCAACCAUAUGAUAACAACCUGUCCAACUCUUCCUCUGAUGCAUUUCAAGCACUGGCACAACAUUUGCAACAGUUGCUUGAUGGCAUCUUAAGUAGAAGAUAUGGUGGACGAUUUAGAAGAUCUCGUGUCAAGAGCUUCAGGCGAGGUUCAGUUGUGGCAGAUUCAGAUCUGAUAUUUGCAAAUGCCACCUCCGUGCCAGACACUGCAGAUGUGCUGAAAACUAUACUGGAGGCGAAAUUUGCUUCCAACGAUACCCUUCUGCAAAAUUUGACAAGUAUUAAUGUAACUGAACUUUCAAAUGCAUCAACUGCUGCUCCUCCUACAUCAGUGACUCCAACCACUUUACCAGCACCCACAACUACAACUACAUCACCACCAGAGGCAAUCGUUGGGCUGCAGCUUACAUUUGACCAACCAUAUGAUAACAACCUGUCCAACUCUUCCUCUGAUGCAUUUCAAGCACUGGCACAACAUUUGCAACAGUUGCUUGAUGGCAUCUUAAGUAGAAGAUAUGGUGGACGAUUUAGAAGAUCUCGUGUCAAGAGCUUCAGGCGAGGUUCAGUUGUGGCAGAUUCAGAUCUGAUAUUUGCAAAUGCCACCUCCGUGCCAGACACUGCAGAUGUGCUGAAAACUAUACUGGAGGCGAAAUUUGCUUCCAACGAUACCCUUCUGCAAAAUUUGACAAGUAUUAAUGUAACUGAACUUUCAAAUGCAUCAACUGCUGCUCCUCCUACAUCAGUGACUCCAACCACUUUACCAGCACCCACAACUACAACUACAUCACCACCAGAGGCAAUCGUUGGGCUGCAGCUUACAUUUGACCAACCAUAUGAUAACAACCUGUCCAACUCUUCCUCUGAUGCAUUUCAAGCACUGGCACAACAUUUGCAACAGUUGCUUGAUGGCAUCUUAAGUAGAAGAUAUGGUGGACGAUUUAGAAGAUCUCGUGUCAAGAGCUUCAGGCGAGGUUCAGUUGUGGCAGAUUCAGAUCUGAUAUUUGCAAAUGCCACCUCAGUGCCAGACACUGCAGAUGUGCUGAAAACUAUACUGGAGGCGAAAUUUGCUUCCAACGAUACCCUUCUGCAAAAUUUGACAAGUAUUAAUGUAACUGAACUUUCAAAUGCAUCAACUGCUGCUCCUCCUACAUCAGUGACUCCAACCACUUUACCAGCACCCACAACUACAACUACAUCACCACCAGAGGCAAUCGUUGGGCUGCAGCUUACAUUUGACCAACCAUAUGAUAACAACCUGUCCAACUCUUCCUCUGAUGCAUUUCAAGCACUGGCACAACAUUUGCAACAGUUGCUUGAUGGCAUCUUAAGUAGAAGAUAUGGUGGACGAUUUAGAAGAUCUCGUGUCAAGAGCUUCAGGCGAGGUUCAGUUGUGGCAGAUUCAGAUCUGAUAUUUGCAAAUGCCACCUCCGUGCCAGACACUGCAGAUGUGCUGAAAACUAUACUGGAGGCGAAAUUUGCUUCCAACGAUACCCUUCUGCAAAAUUUGACAAGUAUUAAUGUAACUGAACUUUCAAAUGCAUCAACUGCUGCUCCUCCUACAUCAGUGACUCCAACCACUUUACCAGCACCCACAACUACAACUACAUCACCACCAGAGGCAAUUGUUGUGCUGGAGCUAACAUUUGACCAACCAUAUGAUAACAACCUGUCCAACUCUUCCUCUGAUGCAUUUCAAGCACUGGCACAACAUUUGCAACAGUUGCUUGAUGGCAUCUUAAGUAGAAAAUAUGGUGGACGAUUUAGAAGAUCUCGUGUCAGGAGCUUCAGGCGAGGUUCAGUUGUGGCAGAUUCAGAUCUAAUAUUUGCAAAUGCCACCUCAGUGCCAGACACUGCAGAUGUGGAGAAAACUAUACUGGAGGCGAAAUUAGCUUCCAACGAUUCCCUUCUGCAAAAUUUGACAAGUAUUAAUGCAACUGUUCCAGUAAUUACUUCAACUACUGCUCCUUCCACAUCAGUGACCUCGACCACUUUACCAGCCAGUGCAACAACAACUACAACGGCAACUACAACGGCACCUACAACAGCAACUACAACGGCAACUACAACGACAACUACAACUACAACUACAGCAACAACAACAACUACUACGACAGCAACUACGGCAUCUACCACCCCAGCUGCGACAGAUCCCCCUACAGCCACUGAGGGUUUUCUUGAUCUACGCUUUCGCAUGGACAGAACAUUUACAUCAGACCUGAGCAACAAUUCAACAACACCUUACAGUUCACUGUCUAAAGAAGUAACCGGAGAGGUCAAUAAAGUGUGCCAGAACCUCUAUGCACCAUUUUAUCGUCGCUCACAUGUUAACAAUUUCACGAAUGGAUCUAUUGCUGUCAACAUGGAUCUAAUCUUCAUAAACUCUUCUUCAUUGCCUCCAUUGGCUUUAGCUAAAGUACAGUUGGCCAGAGCACUCAACGACACUACUCUGAAUGUUAUACCAGGCAGCGUCGUUGUGGAGUCCUCGGCCAUCAGGCUUCUUCAACCCUCAAUGAGUACACUGACAAUCUUCUCACUCACAGUGCUGGCUUUGGCCCAGAUUCUGAAUCUCUCAUAGUACCCAGGACAGAUACUGUCAUUUGUUCGAAUUUGCUCGCAGAAAAAAAAUUGACAUGACAAUUGCGCAUUAUGAAAUUUACCAUGUGGUAAAAAGAUGUGUCCUGAGUGUCAAAGAUUGAAACAGUUUUACAGUAUUUUCUAAAGCUAAUAUAAUGUUUUAUUUAAUGUACUAAUCAGAAAAACUCUAUUAAAUAACUACUCGAUGUAUUUGUUUCUACAUUUGCUCUGAAAUGUUGAAGUCUUGAUUUGAAUUUAUUUUGAAAAUGUUUAAUUUAAAAUGUAAAAUGUAUCUGCAGUUAAAAAAAUGUUUCUUCGUAAAACAACCAACUCAGGAAUAUUGUGGAAAAUAAUCCAAAUGAAAAUGUAUGCAUUUAAUAUUUUGUAUCAAAAGCCAAACAACUGUGGAUAGGUGAUCUUGAUUAUCGAGCUGUGUGGGAAUCCCGCUGGAAAAGCAUCUAGCCUUUAACUUCUAAAUGAGUUGCAUUUUAGGGACUCACCCAACAUCAAGUAAAUGGAAUGGUCUGUGCACUGACUUUGAAUGAGCUAUUGGAUAAAAGUUUAAUUUGUUUUUGAAAAAAAGAAAGAUUUUAAUUAUUUGCACAUCUGAUUUAAAAGUCAAUUUCAGUUCUUCAUCUAUAUGUUUAAAAAAUGGUAAUGCUAACAUUUUAUUGUUGAUCAAUAAAAUAAUUAAAGUCUUUCUCUUAAAGACCUGAGUUUGUAUUUGAACUUUCAAUUUGUCUUUUUUUGUUGUUUAAAUAGUUUGACAGAUAAACAUUUCUAUCUGUGAUGAGAAAACUCCAUAUUGAUUUAAAAUUAUGUGUCAGACCAUAUCAUAAGCACAGCCUGUGAUGUGGGAACAUAUUCCUUAGGGCAAACCUGGGCAUUUUACGGCCCGCGGGCCACAUACGGCCCUUUGGUUGACUUUGACCGGCCCGCGUAAGGUUAAUUGGAAAUUACAAAAUAAAUGUAUUUUCUCAUUUUACCUCA
This is a messenger RNA of Nothobranchius furzeri (turquoise killifish), 9545 nucleotides long. The record is from RefSeq and is a predicted model, not a curated record. NCBI's taxonomy places the organism in Eukaryota, Metazoa, Chordata, Actinopteri, Cyprinodontiformes, Nothobranchiidae.